Leptosia nina is the source of this 1152-nucleotide messenger RNA. NCBI's taxonomy places the organism in Eukaryota, Metazoa, Arthropoda, Insecta, Lepidoptera, Pieridae. The record is from the annotation of a GenBank genome assembly.
AUGCCUGACGUGUUAACGGUGUCUAUCUUCGACUGGAUGUGCGUAUGCGAUGCUGUUUCCCCACCAAUCCGAAGUUCUGACCCAUUGAUAGCUCGUCCAGCUACGUACGGUAAACAAACGGUUCACCGACCGAUUAGAGUCAUUGGCGGUGUACCGAAUGCUCGAACGUGUCUACUGCACCAGAAGUUACAGUUAUUAAAUUGUUGCAUCAAACGAGCGCUUGAAAGUUCUAAUACUCUGUCAGAGAACUCAUCCGAAGAAGAAUUUUUUGACUGUUUGGAUGAUGAAGAUGCUGACGACACUGCUUGGAAUCGCCCGACUGGAAGACUUAGCCGGCUGGAGAACGCAACAUUAAAAAACGGGGCACCGCUUUACAUUCCUAAAACGCAGGACCCCGCGCCUAAAACAGAAGAUCAGUUAGAAGAAGACGCCGAACUUAUGGUGCGACUAGGAGAUGAUGCUAAAGCUUCUGAGUUAAGAGCGAGAAUGAUGAGCGCAUCCCUAUUAUCCGACAUGGAAGCGUUUAAAGCUGCCAACCCAGGAGCUGAAUUAUGUGAUUUUGUUCGUUGGUAUUCGCCGAGGGAUUGGAAACCUGAUGAUGGUGGCAGUUUAGGAGAUCGUAUGUUGCUGCCUGGAAACCCUUGGAUUGAAACUUGGGACGUCGCAAGGCCGGUUUCAGCUGCAAGACAAAGAAGACUUUUUGAUGAAACUCGAGAAGCGGAGCAAGUUAUACAUUUUCUUCGAUCGCGAUCGGUCUCCGCAGUAGUAGAACUACUACUACCAGCAAUACUUAAAGCCGGUGCAAUUAAGGCUAUAACCGAAGGUGCUGUGGGAACCAACUCAUCCAUCGGUAGUCUCGAUAAAAGAAGAACGUAUGAAAUUGCAGCAAGAGAACUUUUCGAUGCUGAACUGGAAGUGUGUAAAUCAAAGUGUGUUCGUAAAGUUCUAGGAAACAGCGUCGAAGGACAGCCUUUGGACGUAUCGGGUAGAACUAGAAUUUUAAACGCUAUGGGGGGAAAUUUACCGGCACCCUCUAAAAGAGAAUUCAUUUUGCGUGUCAAAGAUUCGGUGGGCCCUCAGAUCAUGCGCGCUGCUCUGUCACACGAAAUGACUAUUGUGGGUGCUUUUACCGAGCGUAUUGUUUGUUUGUAA